Messenger RNA from Tetrahymena thermophila SB210, 1002 nucleotides. RefSeq names its product arrestin. The record is from RefSeq and is a predicted model, not a curated record. Gene Ontology annotation, biological process: protein transport. Gene Ontology annotation, cellular component: cytoplasm. The transcript has a single exon. NCBI's taxonomy places the organism in Eukaryota, Ciliophora, Oligohymenophorea, Hymenostomatida, Tetrahymenidae.
AUGGAAUAACUCAAAACAUUUAUAAAUAUUUAUCUUUAAAAACUUAACUUUUUAAGUAAUGAAACAAUAUAGGGCUUGAUUUACAUUAAUCUUGAAAAACCUUUUCAUGGAAAUUUACUCUAGAUUAGAAUUUAAGGUAUUGAAGAAAUUAAUAUUAAAUUUUCUGAAUUUGUUGGUGAAGACGAUUACAUUACUACCUACGCAAAGGAGUCUAAUAAUUUUUUAAAUUAUAGUUUACUCAUCUAUGACUAUGCUAAUGGUUCUAAUAGAAAAGACUUUUAAAUUGAACCUGGUUAGUAUUAAAUACCUUUUUAACUAAAAAUUGCAGAAAAGCUUCCUUCAUCUUUUUUCUAUGAAGAAGAAGGAGAUAAAGGUUCAUUAAAAUAUGUACUUACUGCAUAAAUUCUCUCAAAUAAAACUAAUGUAAAACCUCUUAGUGGAAAUAAAGAAAUAUUUAUAGGGUAAAAAGUAUAAAUGUAAUAAUAAAUUACUUAUACAAAAAUUAGAACAUCUACAUUUUGCUGUACCUCUAGCUUAAUUAAUUAUAACGUGUAACUAAAUAGUAAUUGCUUCUCUCCAAAUGAAAUUAUCAAGGUAAGGUUGGAUAUAGAUAUUAGUAAAUGUAGAGAUAAAUUAUCUAAUUUCACAGUUAAGUUUAUGAGAAGACUUGAAAUGAAAGCAAAUAAAGGUACUUCAACAAAAACAGAAAUUAAAACAGAAUAAAAUGCUUGUGUUCUAGUGAAAGGUAGUCGUAUUUAGUAAGUAGUCGAGUUUUUAGUAUAGAAAAAUAUUAAAUUAACUUGUUAAGGUUAGUUAAUUCAAUUAGGUUAUUAUAUUGAAAUAGUUCCAAAUACUACUAAAAAAUGUUGUGCAAUUGAUUAAAAAAGCUUUUUUGUAUAAAUUUACAUAAUACCUGCUUAGGAUUAAAUUUAAAAUGAUAAUGAUACACCAUAUGAACUUGUGAAUAAAAAUUGGAAUCCAGUUUAAUUAAAAUAAAUUUGA